This is a messenger RNA of Candidula unifasciata, 2544 nucleotides long. The record is from the annotation of a GenBank genome assembly. Lineage: Eukaryota; Metazoa; Mollusca; Gastropoda; Stylommatophora; Geomitridae.
AUGGGGAAAAAACUAAAAGUAGGAAAGUCUAGAAAGGACAAGUUUUACCACUUAGCCAAGGAAACAGGAUAUAGGUCAAGAGCUGCCUUCAAGCUGAUUCAGUUGAAUAGGAAAUUUGAGUUUUUGCAGCGAUCAAAUGUUAUUGUUGACCUGUGCGCUGCACCGGGUGGUUGGCUUCAGGUGGCUGCAGAGAAUGCCCCAAUGUCAAAUGUCAUUAUAGGUAUUGAUCUGGUACCAAUACCCCCAAUUCGAAAUGUGAUAACAUUUCAGGAAGACAUAACUACAGAGAAGUGCAGACAGAUCUUGAAAAAAGAGCUGCAUACAGCGAAGGCGGAUUGUUUUCUGAACGACGGUGCUCCCAAUGUUGGAAAGAACUGGAUACAUGAUGCUUAUUUACAAGCUGAACUCACACUGCAUGCCUUGAGGCUGGCAUCCGAGUUUCUCCGCAAAGGUGGCUGGUUCAUCACAAAGGUGUUCCGCUCAAAGGAUUAUGAUGCACUUAUGUGGGUUUUUGGGCAGCUGUUCAAGAAUGUGCAUGCCACCAAGCCACAGGCCUCUCGAAAUGAGUCUGCAGAAAUCUUUGUGGUGUGUCAAGGCUUUAAUGCCCCAGAUAAAAUUGACCCCAAGUUCCUGGAUCCAAAACAUGUAUUCCAGGAAGUGGACAAGACACCACGACCUACCAUAGAUUUAAUUCAUCCAGAAAAGAAGAGAAGACAGAGAGAGGGAUACCCUGAAGGAGACUACACAUUAUUUUAUACACUUCCUGUCACUCAGUUCUUUAGCAGUGAUGACUACAUGAAUUUGCUUGCUCAGUCAUCUGAGAUUUCUUUAGAUUCUGAAGAGAUCAAAAAUCAUCCACUGACAACAAGUGAGAUUAGAGAAUGCAUCAAAGACAUCAAGCUGCUGGGCAAAAAAGAGAUCAAGGCAGUAUUCUUGUGGAGAAAAAAGGUAAAGAAAGAUCUAGAAAAGAAUAAAGACGUGGCAGUAACUGACCCCAGCCCAGUUGCUGAUGAAGACAAAGAAGAAGAAGAGGAGAAGGAGGAAGCAGUAAAGGAAAUGGAUGAGGCUGAUGUAGAGGAGCUGGAAAAUCUUCUGGAACAGAAAAAUAAGGAAGAGCUGGCUGCCAUGAGGAAGGCUAAGAAGAAAGUUAGGAAAGCUCAGAUGAAGCAAAAGAUGAGAAUCGACAUGCAGAUGUCAAUCCCAGGUGACCAGCCAGACAUUCAAGAUGAUGUUAAUAUGUUUGAUAUCACCAAGAUUAGAAAUAGAAAGCAACUAUCGGAUGUUGAGAAAGGAGAUUUAAGCCACAUGGAUAAAGAUGACAUAUUUGAAGACUCUGAUGAUGAAGGCAAACAGAAACGCCGGCCACGAGAAUAUUUUGAUAAAGACGAAAAAAAAUACAUGGGAGUACAAGCAGGUGAUAGUUCUGAGGAUGAAGAGGAGAUGGAAGAAGAACCAAUGUUUGAGGAAAAGGAUGACACUGACGCAGACGAGAAAGAUGAGGACGAGAGCCAGGAAGAGGACAGUACAGAAAAUACUAACCCGCUUAUUGUCGAUCUUGGAGAAACCACACGGAUCAGGAAAGACAAACAGUCUGCCUGGUUUAAAAAGGCUGCAUUUGCAGAUUUGGGUGAUGACAUUGAUGAUGCUGAGCUUGCACAAAUGGUUCCACAGCCUGACGAGACAGCAACAGUUAAAACUAAAAAGAAAGAGGAAGCCAAACCAGAAACACAGGCAACUGAGGAUGAUAGUGAUGGUGGGUAUGACGUGGAAGACAGUCAUGAUGAUGAUGAUGAUGAUAGUAGUGAAGAUGAUGAUGACGAUGCUUAUGACUUCACAGAAGCAUUACAAACAAAUAAAAAGACAGUUAGGAAAGCUUCUAAUCGGAAAUCACAAAUAGACGGCAUUGAAAUUGUGCCCAAGGUGUCUCUUGACCCCAAUCUCAAACUGGAUUCUGAGGGCUUGGCUAUUGGAGCAGCUAUUGUCCAGUCCCGGAAAAGAAAGAGAGAAAUUGUAGAUUCAGCUUAUCAUCGAUACAUGUUUGAUGAUGACCAUCUGCCAGAGUGGUUUGCAAGUGAUGAGAAAAGACAUAUGAGGGUACAGCGACCUGUGACAAAGGAAGAAAUGGAGGAGUACAAACUCAAGAUGAAAGCCAUUGAUGCACAGCCUAUCAAGAAAGUUGCUGAAGCCAAAGCUAGAAAGAAGCGAAAGAUGCUGAAACGACAAGAGAAUGCCAGAAAGAAAGCCAAUGCUAUAUCAGAUACUGUUGAUAUUUCUGAGACAGAGAAAUGGCAACAGAUCAAGCAGGUGUAUAAAAAAGCUGGCCUGCUCAAGAAGACAAAAGAAAGCAUCACCUAUGUCGUCGCCAAGAAAGGUGCAGGAAAGAAAGUUCGUCGACCAGCAGGUGUCAAGGGCCACUUCAAGGUUGUGGAUGGCCGAAUGAAAAAAGAUGUCAGAGCUCAGAAACGGUCAGAAAACAAGGCAAAAGCAAACAAGAAAGGUGGAUUUAAAGGCAAAACAGCCAAAAGAAGUAGAGUACGGAAAUAA